UGGAGGUCCAUGGGGGUGGUUCAUGGGUACUACUCUGGAGGUCCAUGGGGGUGGUUCAUCCACCCUCCAUGCGGGGUUAUGGUGCUUCAUUCCUGGGUACAUGAGCUCCAUGAUGUGCCCUGGUUCUCUGGAGGUCCAAGUACUUAAGCUCCAUGAGUCCCCCUGGUUCUCUGGAGGUCCAAGGGGUCUGUAUCCCAACCUCCAUGCGGGGUUAUGGUGCUCCAUUCCUGGGUACUUGAGCUCCAUGAGUCCCCCUGGUUGUCUGGAGGUCCAAGUACUUAAGCUCCAUGAGUCCCCCUGGUUCUCUGGAGGUCCAAGGGGUCUGUCUCCCAACCUCCCUGCGGGCUUAUGGUGCUUCAUUCCUGGGUACAUGAGCUCCAUGAUGUGCCCUGGUUGUCUGGAGGUCCAAGUACUUAAGCUCCAUGAGUCCCCCUGGUUGUCUGGAGGUCCAGGGGCUGUUUCAUCCAGCCUCCAUGCGGGGUUAUGGUGCUCCAUUCCUGGGUACAUGAGCUCCAUGAUGUGCCCUGGUUCUCUGGAGGUCCAAGUACUUGAGCUCCAUGAGUCCCCCUGGUUCUCUGGAGGUCCAGGGGCUGUUUCAUCCAGCCUCCAUGCGGGGUUAUGGUGCUCCAUUCCUGGGUACUUGAGCUCCAUGAGUCCCCCUGGUUCUCUGGAGGUCCAGGGGGUCUGUCUCCCACCCUCCAUGCGGGGUUAUGGUGCUUCAUUCCUGGGUACUUGAGCUCCAUGAGUCCCCCUGGUUCUCUGGAGGUCCAUGGGGGUGGUUCAACUGCCCUCCAUCCGGGCUUUCAGUGCCCUAGCCCUGGGUAAAUGAGCUCCAUGAGUCCCCCCUGGUUGUCUGGAGGUCCAGGGGGUCUGUCUCCCACCCUCCAUGCGGGGUUAUGGUGCUUCAUUCCUGGGUACUUGAGCUCCAUGAGUCCCCCUGGUUCUCUGGAGGUCCAUGGGGGUGGUUCAACUGCCCUCCAUCCGGGCUUUCAGUGCCCUAGCCCUGGGUAAAUGAGCUCCAUGAGUCCCCCCUGGUUGUCUGGAGGUCCAGGGGGUCUGUCUCCCACCCUCCAUGCGGGGUUAUGGUGCUCCAUUCCUGGGUAAAUGAGCUCCAUGAGUCCCCCCUGGUUGUCUGGAGGUCCAAGGUGUCUGUCUCCCAACCUCCAUGCGGGGUUAUGGUGCUCCACUCCUUGGCAAAGCCCCCCCAGAGCAGGGGGGCAUCAGAGGAGGUUGUGCCUGGUUUCAUUUAUUCUUCCAAGUGUGUGUGAUGACCCGAGCUCACCUUUGGCCCAAUAAAUGCACGGGACCCCCCCUUAAAGCCCCCGUGAAUGUCGGUUCCCAUAUGGCAUCAAUGCAAUUGAAAAUGAUACCCGGAUGGCAAGUCCUGCAGCUCUGCGUCCCAAGCUGGUAUCGAACCAGGCUCUGCCGGGUGGGAGGCAAGCUUCUUAACCAUUGUGCCACGGGGGAGUGAAGGUCAGUCCGCCCAAACGGCACGGUAUUUGUGGUUCGACUGCCGCCCCGGAAAGGCAGAAGGAAAUCUCUGCUGAGAAAAGGCACCGACAAUGCACCAAUCACUUAACUGCUAUUUGGGCAUACUCCUUUAUGAUACCCAUUUGGCAAGCCCCAUGUUCCCGAAUACCCAGGUGGCAAGCCCCCAUUGACAUAAACACCCAGGUGGCAAGCCCCAUGUUCACGAAUACCCAGGUGGCAAGCCCCCAUUGACAUAAACACCCAAGUGGCAACCCCCCAUGUUCACGAAUACCCAGGUGGCAAGCCCCCAUUGACAUAAACACCCAAGUGGCAACCCUCCAUGUUCAGGAAUACCCAGGUGGCAAGCCCCCAUUGUCAUAAACACCCAAUUGGCAAGCCCAAAUGGAGUGAAAUGUGACAAAGUGUCAGUUGUAUGGGUAAAAAUACCCAAGUGGCAACACCCCCAUUGAUGGAAUACCCAUGUGGCAAGUUCGGGUCUAAUACCCAAGUGGCAGUUUUCCCCAUUGACAGAAACACCGAGAUGGCAACGAUGCCAUCUGGUGGCAGAAACACGUUAUUACAGCGAAUGUUGCCACGAGGGAGCAAAAACCAUGAUUUUUGUGAAAAGUUUGUCCUGUUUGGGGGUCUCUGACGGGGAGACCGGGGGUCUUAAAAAUCGGUAGGGGGGGUCAUAGGGGUAACAAGGGAUAACCGGAUUUUUAGAGAUUGACCCCGUAACCCUACGACCUAGGGUUAGCCCUCCAGAAUUUUUAGAAAAAGGCCCUUUUUUCCUCCCAAAUGUACACUUUUUUGGCCCUGGCCCUAAAUAGG
This is a messenger RNA of Xiphophorus couchianus (Monterrey platyfish), 2301 nucleotides long. RefSeq lists its product as uncharacterized. The record is from RefSeq and is a predicted model, not a curated record. The transcript has 7 exons. NCBI's taxonomy places the organism in Eukaryota, Metazoa, Chordata, Actinopteri, Cyprinodontiformes, Poeciliidae. Bases 23 to 736 code for a protein of 237 amino acids.